UCCCCUCCCUCGGCCGCCCGCCCCUGAGUCUGGAGCCUCACUGCCUCUCCUCGCCUCACAGUGCGGGAAUAUAGCAGCGGCGAGAGCGGGAAUGGACACGGAAGGGAGCCAGAGCAGCCUGUCCUCCGGCACGGACAACUCCCCCCACGACCCCUGCAAAAUGUUCAUCGGGGGUCUGAGUUGGCAGACGACGCAAGAGGGCUUGAGGGAGUACUUCUGCAAAUUUGGCGAGGUGAAGGAGUGCAUGGUGAUGCGGGAUCCCGUUACCAAGCGGUCGAGGGGCUUCGGGUUCGUCACGUACGCAGAACAGGCCGGGGUGGAAAAGGUCUUGGCGCAAAACAGACACGAGCUGGAUUCCAAAACGAUCGACCCAAAGGUGGCGUUCCCCCGUCGGGCCCAGCCUAAGCUGGUGACCAGGACAAAGAAGAUCUUUGUCGGAGGCCUGUCAGUCAAUACCACCAUUGAAGACGUGAAGCAAUACUUCGACCAGUUUGGAAAGGUCGAUGAUGCCAUGCUCAUGUUCGACAAAACAACCAACAGACACAGAGGCUUUGGCUUCGUCACCUUUGAGAGUGAGGACGUGGUGGAGAAAGUGUGUGAGAUCCACUUCCACGAGAUCAACAACAAAAUGGUGGAAUGUAAGAAGGCCCAGCCCAAGGAGGUGAUGACGCCGACAGGCUCAGCCAGAGGCCGCUCCAGAGUGAUGCCUUACGGGAUGGACGCCUUCAUGCUGGGCAUCGGCAUGCUGGGCUACCCAGGUUUUCAGACUACGACCUACACCAGUCGCAGUUACUCCGGAAUUGCUCCUGGCUACACUUAUCAAUUCCCAGAAUUCCAUUUAGAGAGGACCCCCCUCCUGACAUCAUCCCACCCCCCUGAGCUGACAGCCAUUCCCCUGACUGCAUAUGGACCAAUGGCAGCAGCCGCUGCAGCAGCCGUAGUUAGAGGCUCCACCCCUUCACGCACAGCUGGUUUCCUGGGCACCAGCAGCCCUGGACCAAUGGCUGACCUAUAUGCCGCAGCCAAUCAGGAUUCAGGAGUCGGCAGCUACAUCAGCGCCGCUAGCCCCGCCCCUAGCACAGGGUUCGGCCAUGGUCUUGGGGGUCCACUGAUUGCUACUGCGUUCACUAAUGGCUACCACUGAGAAGUCUCAGGUCACUGAAGAUGGGAGGGCUUCUCCUCUGCUGAUGAGCCAAUCACAAUGCUGGCUGCCCACUGAUGGCACAACCUGAUUGGCCGGUCACAGGCUCUAGCGGGCAUCCCUGUGGCUCCACCCACCGACUGAAUAUCUUUUUAAAAAUCCUGAACUCUUGUUUUUUGCUGUACUAAUCUCACUUCCACAUAACGUCCCCCGUCUCUCCUCUUUUGUCCUCAUGUAGUCUAAUAACUAGUCUCCACCCACUCUCAUCCUUUUCUUUUGAAGCUGAGAAGAGAAAACUCGAAGAAAAAAAAAUCUCUGAGGAAAUAUUUGUCGUCUUUGACAAAGACACAGAGGACUAUUGAGUUUUUUAUUAUUAUUAUUAUUAUUAUUAUUAUUUUAUUUCAAUGUUAUAUGUUGUUUCAUCAUGAAAUUGUUGAAAGCUGUUACUGAUGUGGCCAGAGGGAGAAAAAGCCGUGUGACAUGGCUCUUUGUCUGAAAACCAUUUUUCACAAAAGGAAGAACAAAUCCAACAGUCUUUUUUUUUUUUUUUUUUUUAA
Messenger RNA from Scophthalmus maximus (turbot), 1698 nucleotides. RefSeq names its product RNA-binding protein Musashi homolog 1-like. Gene Ontology annotation, cellular component: cytoplasm. The transcript is spliced from 14 exons. The record is from RefSeq and is a predicted model, not a curated record. Gene Ontology annotation, molecular function: RNA binding. The coding region runs from base 92 to 1144 and encodes 350 amino acids. NCBI's taxonomy places the organism in Eukaryota, Metazoa, Chordata, Actinopteri, Pleuronectiformes, Scophthalmidae.